Molecule: messenger RNA, 1222 nt
Organism: Haplochromis burtoni (Burton's mouthbrooder)
Lineage: Eukaryota; Metazoa; Chordata; Actinopteri; Cichliformes; Cichlidae
Product: zinc finger MYM-type protein 1-like
Exons: 2
Coding region: 48-839 (263 amino acids)
Source: RefSeq, a predicted model, not a curated record
AUGAUGAAGGUGAAGACAGCCCAAACAGAGGGAAUUUUCUUGCGUGCAUGGAGCUUUUGAAGGAGUUUGAUGCUUUUCUUCAAAAUCAUAAUCCCCCAUCAAAUGCACAGUAUAUCUCGCCAACAUCCCAGAAUGACCUGAUUGACUGUUGUGCCCAGGAAGUUACUAGUGCCAUUGUAUCUGAAAUGACAAAGUCUAAAGUCUAUGCCAUCAUGGCAGAUGAGGCAAGGGAUGAAAAGGCAGAGCAGUUAGCUGUUUGUGUCAGGUACGUGUCAGAGGGGGCAGUGAAGGAGCGUUUCCUUGCACUUGCAGAGAUAAAAUCAUUUCAUGCCCAGUCCAUUGCAAAUGAGAUUCAGCAGCAGAUCCAAAACUAUGGUCUUGCAGAGCUUAAGUGUGUAGCACAAACAUAUGAUGGUGCAGCCGUUAUGAGUGGCUCCACCGGAGGUGUACAAGCACAUUUUAGAAGGCUCCAUCCUGAGGCUAUCUAUGUGCAUUGUUAUGCUCAUCAACUCAACCUGGUUUUGUGCAAUACUUGCAAGGCUGACCCAGAGGCUGUGGAGCUUUUCAGCUUGUUGGAGUGUGUGUAUUCUUUCUUCAGCACCUCCCUAGUCAAUCAUCAUAAGUUCAUGGAGACUCAGGCAAAGCGGGGAUUGACAAAAACUGAGCUUGUGCAACUUUCAAACACUCGCUGGGCAUGUCAGUUGCGAUCAAUCAGUGCAGUUCUUGAGACAUUGCCUGCCAUUUUGGAGUGCCUAUCUGCAAUUGGAUCUCCCAUAGCCGUUGGUCUCAGAGCAAAGCUCUACAAGUUCUCAGCAGUCUAUGCACUACUGAUGUUUUAGUCUGUUCUGUCUGUAACCGAAGGACUCCACAAAUUCCUGCAGAAAGAGACUUUAGACCUGGCAGAAGCUUUUAUCUGCAAACAAGCUGUUUGUGACACAAUUAAGGGAAAACACUCAGAUGCAUUUGCUACAGAGUUGUAUGAGAAAACUAAGGCCCUGUGUAACACCCACAGUAUCCCUGAACCAGGUGCCAAAACAAGGCACAAACAGAGGAAAAUGGAGGAUUUUGUCCUGGAGGCAACUGUGGGUUCACGCACUGAAUUGAACAACUCAGACACAUUGAAAAGAGAGUUACUUUUCCCUUGUGUGGAUGUCCACCCAAAAAUAUGUUGUCUGUGCACAACCUCCUUGAUUCAGACAUGUUUCCCUCUCUGAAGGCAACC